This is a messenger RNA of Lathyrus sativus (Indian pea), 222 nucleotides long. Lineage: Eukaryota; Viridiplantae; Streptophyta; Magnoliopsida; Fabales; Fabaceae. The record is from the annotation of a GenBank genome assembly.
AUGAAGAGCAUGAAGAUCAACAACAACAAAUAUGAAAGCUUUGGACAAAAGGGUAACCUAAUUCAUAGCCAAGUUAUGAAGAUCAAGCAAGAAUCAGAGAAAAUCUAUGAUUGGUCAUUUGAUCAACCUGAAAUAAGACCUGUUCUUAGUGAGAUUUCCCGGCAAAUUUCUCGGUCGCCGUUGGGAAUUUCCGGCCAACCGAUUACAGUUGGUGAUUUGUAG